AUGUCGGCGCCAACGACCAAUUUUACACAGCAGGAGAAACAAAGUAAGCCCAAUAAUGAUGCCACACCUUCUACUGGUCAGCAGCAUUCCAAAGGGCAGACUGGAGGAAAUCACAAAAGAAUCUACCAGGCUUGCAUCCCAUGUCGUCGUCGCAAAGUGAGGUGCGAUCUAGGAAGUGUCGAUAAUCCCAGUGAUCCACCAUGCGUACGAUGUCGACGCGAAAGCAAAGAAUGCUACUUUUCAGCUACGAGAAGAAAGAGGAAAGCGGAUGGCAGUAGAGAGAACAGUGUUGAUAACGAAUUCGCCGACGAUUAUGUAACGCGCAAUGGUCGAAAGAUGGUUUCUGGUUCUCCUCCCGCAUCCUUCAGACAAACCUCCAUGGGAGCGCCUUCUUCUGCUCGAUCGACGACCGGCGCUUUCCCCGAUAGUGCGCGCAUGGAGCCUGGACCUCCUCUUACCCCAGGUGGUUCUAUUGGGAGAACCCAGCCUCUGCGCAGACCUCAAUCGGACUCGCGGCAACAAGAAGAAAGAAAUGAGAACGUGGAGAACCCGGAGGCGCAAGAAGUUAUGAGACAGGAGGUUUAUGGUCCGCACGAUGCUUUAGAUCUGCUCUAUAAAGCUGCGACCAAUAGCCCAGGUCACAAAAGAGCGCGGCUAGAUAGCACUAGCCAAGAAUCUCCUGGGAUUGGACAUAGAGCACAAUCUGCCUCGCAAAGCUAUCGAGGCCCUACGCCUCAAAAUACCUCGUUUCCUAUAAGCCACGUGCGACACACAACCGCGCAUCCUGAAGCUUCAAUCGAUCCUACGCUGUCGUCUGGAGAUACCGUUCCUUUAGAAAGAGACCAUGACCUGGGAUACCAGGAUGCAAUUAAAGCUUGGUCGAGAUUCAGAUUUGUUCGCGCAGGAUGGUUCACCGCAGUGGAAGCUAUUCAAUAUAUUACGUAUCGGUACAUGGAGAUAGCCGGGGCCGGAGGACAUUGUAGAUCGUAUGCGAUUCAUGAGCAGCUUUGGACGUACUUGAGAGGCAUGAUUGAGAGAUGUCUUUGGGGCCAAGAGGCAUUCGGAGGUGGAUUUUGCGGUUCUGGAGCGGAGGCUACUCUCACAUCAAGCACUGCACCAUGGAGAGGACUACGGAAAGGAAGUCUUCGGACCCUUGGUACCAUCGAAAGUCUCAUGAUCUUGACAGAGUGGCAUCCUCGUGCUCUUCACUUCCCUCCCGCUGAAGCAACUGACGAACUUAUGUUGCCUAUUCCUGACAAGGAAGAUGCAUAUACCACCGAUGAUGAAGGCGUACACCGUCUACCUGGUGGGGUUGGUGGGAGAAGGAUUGAAGGCUGGUUGGAACCUGCUUGGCGAAGUGAUCGAAUGUGCUGGAUGUUGUUGAGUACCGCCAUGGGACUUGGCUACGAACUAGGUGUUUUCGAUGAUAUUGCUGAAUCAUUGGCUGAUGGUGGAGAGAUGACACGACCAGAAUAUAACGAAGAGUCAUAUCGACUAAGAGCGGCGAGAAUAAAACGCCUAUUGUUAAUCUAUGUUACGCAACUAGCUGGGCGUCUAGGUUGGACCAACAUGGUUCCUGAAAAUCUACGGAAAACAGAUCCUGCAUUUGCUCCCCGGAAACGCAGACAAUCGGUCGAUGGUAAGACCCCAGAGACCAAUACAACCGCUGCUACGAAUUUUAAUUAUAUCCCCGACUUAGAAUUGGACGAUCAAAUUAUUCACUGCUGGGCUGGAAUCAGUAACGCUAUGCGCAUUGGGAACGAGAGGAUCUUUAGAUCUAGGCAAUACACGACCAGAAUCAUCCAGGACGGUAGCUACACGGAUCUCUUGAAAGAUUUUCAACCAAUGUUAAGUUCAUGGAAACGCGAAUUUGACAGAUUUGGACUACCUCCAUUCAUUCGACAUAUUCUAACUAUAGAGUACGAGUAUGUUAGAAUAUACAUAAAUUCUCUCUCUUUACAGGCUGUUGUCGAAAGAUGUACGAGCAAUGCAACAAAUCGAACAAACACUGCCAAUGAUUUGGGUUUACCAGUAGGAAGUGCCAUGUCCCCAGAGACUCAGAAUUACUUUGGAAAGUUACCUUUGGCAAGACUUGGCGGUUUUGGGGCUACAGACCAGGGAUAUGUGAGAGAAGUUGUUGAAGGAUGUCGCAACCUUUUACGUACCGUCGUAGAGGGACUUCUACCAAACGACUACCUGAAGCAUGCUCCUGUUCGAACAUAUUUCAGAAUUAUAAGUGGUGCCAUGUUUUUGUUGAAGACUUUUGCUUUAGGAGCAUCUAAACACGAUGUUGAGAUCAGUAUCAGCCUUAUGGAUUCUGCUGUUGACGCACUUCGUACCUGCGUAGUCGAUGAUGUCCAUCUCGGCAUCCGCUUUGCAGACUUAUUGCAAACAUUGACCAAGCGACUUCGCAGUCGAUUCAUCAGCGCCCCUGAAGUACCUUCUCUCUCGGGAGAACCAACGAGUAGAAAUCGUACUCCGGCACCACCCCAGGAUUUAGAUCCAAAGAGACUGAGACGGGAUCCAGCUGACCCAGUCCGAGACUGGAAUGACGGCUUGCCAAAUUACCAUUCCUCGAAUGGUCCAGAUCUGAACCUCUCCGCCACACCAUACGACCUCAAUCAAGGCGAUUUUUACGCCGGCCCACACUACCCAGCUACCACUGGUGCCUCAUCCUUCAACGGUGACUCCAUAAACUCAAUAUUCGGUUUCCCAGGUAGUAACAAUGAUUGGGGUAAUAAUAACAGUAGCGAUGAAAUGUGGUAUUUACCUCCAGGAUCGGCCUUCUAUCAAGAUCUCAAUAGUCAGGUAAACAUUACGCAGACGGCAGAUGGAGUUAAUGUAGGUGGUAUGGAUUUGUUGGAUUACAUGGCGCUGGAUAAUGCGUUUCCGGGUGAUGCACAGGGAGGAUUGCAUUGA
Molecule: messenger RNA, 2919 nt
Organism: Sclerotinia sclerotiorum 1980 UF-70
Lineage: Eukaryota; Fungi; Ascomycota; Leotiomycetes; Helotiales; Sclerotiniaceae
Exons: 6
Coding region: 1-2919 (972 amino acids)
Biological process (GO): positive regulation of transcription by RNA polymerase II; aromatic amino acid catabolic process
Cellular component (GO): nucleus
Molecular function (GO): zinc ion binding; DNA-binding transcription factor activity, RNA polymerase II-specific
Source: RefSeq, a predicted model, not a curated record